This is a messenger RNA of Cebus imitator (Panamanian white-faced capuchin), 2025 nucleotides long. RefSeq names its product gamma-aminobutyric acid type A receptor subunit pi (gene GABRP). The record is from RefSeq and is a predicted model, not a curated record. Gene Ontology annotation, molecular function: extracellular ligand-gated monoatomic ion channel activity; neurotransmitter receptor activity; GABA-A receptor activity. Gene Ontology annotation, biological process: signal transduction; chemical synaptic transmission; regulation of membrane potential. The coding region runs from base 256 to 1578 and encodes 440 amino acids. NCBI's taxonomy places the organism in Eukaryota, Metazoa, Chordata, Mammalia, Primates, Cebidae. The transcript is spliced from 10 exons. Gene Ontology annotation, cellular component: synapse; membrane; GABA-A receptor complex.
GAGGCUCCACCUACCUCUGUUUCUGCACAACAGGUUCAGCAGCUCCAUUCUUCCCCAGAGAGCCACUCCAUCAGAGGGUGGCUGCGUGCCCACUUACAAGGGGACAAGGCUGAGGAUGGGGAGAACCCUGGGGACACAAAAGACCGUGCCUCGCCCAGAUGUCCUGCCUGUAGGCCUGAAGGACUUGCCUUGACGGAGUCUCAACAGCUGCCGGUGAUUCCUAUUUCAACCCCUCGGUGUGAACAGCUCCUCAACAUGAACUACAGUCUCCACUUGGCCUUCGUGUGUCUGAUUCUCUUCACUGAAAGGAUGUGCAUCCAGGGGAAUCAGUUCAACGUCGAGGUUGGCAGAAGUGACAAGCUUUCCCUGCCUGGCUUUGAGAACCUCACAGCAGGAUAUAACAAAUUUCUCAGGCCCAAUUUUGGUGGAGAACCAGUUCAGAUAGCGCUGACUCUGGACGUUGCAAGUAUCUCCAGCAUUUCAGAGAGUAACAUGGACUACACAGCCACCAUAUACCUCCGACAGCGCUGGACGGACCAGCGGCUGCUGUUUGAAGGCAACAAGAGCUUCACUCUGGAUGCUCGCCUCGUGGAGUUCCUCUGGGUGCCAGACACUUACAUUGUGGAGUCCAAGAAGUCCUUUCUCCAUGAAGUCACUGUGGGAAACAGGCUUAUCCGCCUCUUCUCCAAUGGCACGGUCCUUUAUGCCCUCAGGAUCACAACAACUGUUGCAUGUAAUAUGGAUCUGUCUAAAUACCCCAUGGACACACAGACAUGCAAGUUGCAGCUGGAAAGCUGGGGCUAUGAUGGAAAUGACGUCGAGUUUACCUGGCUGAGAGGGAACGACUCUGUGCGUGGGCUGGAACACCUGCGGCUUGCUCAGUACACCAUACAGCGGUAUUUCACCUUAGUCACCAGAUCGCAGCAGGAGACAGGAAAUUACACUAGAUUGGUCUUACAAUUUGAGCUUCGGAGGAAUGUUCUGUAUUUCAUUUUGGAAACCUACGUUCCUUCCACUUUCCUGGUGGUGUUGUCCUGGGUUUCAUUUUGGAUCUCCCUCGAUUCAGUGCCUGCAAGAACCUGCAUUGGAGUGACGACCGUGUUAUCAAUGACCACACUGAUGAUCGGGUCCCGCACUUCUCUUCCCAACACCAACUGCUUCAUAAAGGCCAUCGAUGUGUACCUGGGGAUCUGCUUUAGCUUUGUGUUUGGGGCCUUGCUGGAAUACGCAGUUGCUCACUACACUUCCUUACAGCAGAUGGCAGCCAAAGAUAGGGGGACAACGAAGGCAGUGGAAGAAGUCAGUAUUACUAACAUCAUCAACAGCUCCAUCUCCAGCUUUAAACGAAAGAUCAGCUUUGCCAGCAUUGAAAUUUCCAGCGACAAGGUUGACUACAGUGACUUGACAAUGAAAACCAGAGACAAGUUCAAGUUUGUCUUCCGAGAAAAGAUGGGCAGAAUCGUUGAUUAUUUCACAAUUCAAAAUCCCAGUAAUGUUGAUCGGUAUUCCAAACUACUGUUCCCUUUGAUUUUUAUGCUAGCCAAUGUAUUUUACUGGGCAUACUACAUGUAUUUUUGAGUUGAUGGUAAAUUUCUUGCAUGCAAUAGGUCUUCAACAGGACAAGAUAAUGAUGUAAAUGGUAUUCUAGGCCAAGUGUGCACCCACAUUCAAUGGUGCUACUAAAAUAAUAUUUUGGCCUUUCUGUUCAAAGGAUGGACCCCCAACCAUUGUUCUAAGCUGUGUAGAAGUCCUAGCAUUACAGGAUCUUGUAAUAGAAACAUCAGUCCAUUCCUCUUUCGUUUUAACCAAAGACAUCCCCAUGGAGCCCAAGAUUACAAAUGUACUCAGGGCUAUUUACUCGGUGGCUCCCUGGUUUGCAUUUACCUCAUAUAAAGACUGGAAAGGAGACCAUUGGGUAACCCUCAAGUGUCAAAAGUUGUUUCUAAAGUAAUCAUACAUGUUAUUUACUAAAUAUCUGCAGUGCUUGUAAAAUACAUGGUUACCUAUUUAGGGAGUAACAUUUUC